Messenger RNA from Octodon degus (degu), 4304 nucleotides. RefSeq names its product 3-phosphoinositide dependent protein kinase 1 (gene Pdpk1). The record is from RefSeq and is a predicted model, not a curated record. Lineage: Eukaryota; Metazoa; Chordata; Mammalia; Rodentia; Octodontidae. The transcript has 16 exons. Gene Ontology annotation, biological process: intracellular signal transduction; peptidyl-serine phosphorylation. Gene Ontology annotation, molecular function: protein serine/threonine kinase activity; ATP binding. The coding region runs from base 347 to 1942 and encodes 531 amino acids.
GGCGGACGGCGGGGCGGGCACAGGAUGAGGGCGGCCAUUGCUAGGGCUCCGCCGCGGGGAGGAGGACGCUGAGGAGGCGCCGAGGAGCGCAGCGCUGCGGGGGAGGCGCCCGCGCCGACGCGGGGCCCAUGGCCAGGACCACCAGCCAGCUGAUGGGAGUCUUGCUACGUUGCCCUGGUGAUCCUUCUGGCUCAGUCCUGUGAAGUGCUGGGAUUAUAGGCUGAUAUGUUAAAGCAGUUACACGGCAUCCUGACCAUAGAAGACCUUAAUUUUGCUCUUGAUUCCCUUGUAUGACACCGUUCCUAUCCAGUCCAGCGUGGUGUUAUGUGCCUGCCCAUCCCCAUCAAUGGUGAGGACACAGACCGAGUCUGGCACAGCUCCCAGUGUUCCCAGUGGUGGCAUCAGGCAGGGCUCCACCAUGGAUGGCACCACAGCCGAGUCCCGGCCAAGUGCCAACCCCCUGCAGCAUGCUGCCCAGCCGCCACCACAGCCUCGAAAGAAACGGCCUGAAGACUUCAAGUUUGGGAAAAUUCUUGGCGAGGGUUCUUUUUCGACAGUUGUCCUGGCCCGAGAACUAGCCACCUCUCGAGAAUAUGCUAUUAAAAUUCUGGAGAAACGUCAUAUUAUAAAAGAAAACAAGGUCCCGUAUGUAACCAGAGAGCGAGAUGUGAUGUCACGCCUGGAUCACCCUUUCUUCGUUAAGCUUUACUUCACAUUUCAGGAUGAUGAAAAGCUGUACUUUGGCCUUAGCUAUGCCAAAAAUGGGGAAUUACUUAAGUACAUCCGCAAAAUUGGUUCAUUUGAUGAGACCUGCACUCGAUUUUAUACUGCUGAGAUCGUGUCGGCCCUUGAGUACCUGCAUGGCAAAGGCAUCAUUCACAGGGACCUUAAACCAGAAAAUAUUUUGUUAAAUGAAGACAUGCACAUCCAGAUCACAGAUUUUGGAACAGCAAAAGUUUUGUCCCCAGAGAGCAAACAAGCCAGGGCCAACUCAUUCGUAGGAACAGCACAGUAUGUUUCUCCAGAGCUGCUCACAGAGAAGUCGGCCUGUAAGAGUUCAGACCUUUGGGCUCUUGGAUGUAUAAUAUACCAGCUGGUGGCAGGACUCCCACCAUUCCGAGCCGGAAAUGAGUAUCUUAUAUUUCAGAAGAUCAUUAAGUUGGAAUAUGACUUCCCAGAAAAAUUCUUCCCUAAAGCAAGAGACCUUGUGGAAAAACUCUUGGUUUUGGAUGCCACAAAGCGGUUAGGCUGUGAAGAGAUGGAAGGGUACGAACCUCUCAAGGCUCAUUCAUUCUUUGAAUCCAUCACGUGGGAGAAUCUGCACCAGCAGACACCCCCAAAGCUCACAGCUUACUUGCCAGCCAUGUCAGAGGACGACGAGGACUGUUACGGCAAUUAUGAUAAUCUCCUGAGCCAGUUUGGCUGCAUGCAAGUUUCAUCAUCCUCCUCUUCCCAUUCCCUGUCUGCAGUGGAUGCCAGCCUGCCCCAUAGGUCAGGCAGCAAUAUAGAGCAGUACAUCCAUGAUUUGGACACUAACUCUUUUGAACUGGACUUACAGUUUUCUGAAGAUGAGAAGAGGUUAUUAUUGGAGAAGCAGGCCAGUGGAAACCCCUGGCAUCAGUUUGUAGAAAAUAAUUUAAUACUAAAAAUGGGUCCAGUGGAUAAGCGAAAGGGGUUGUUUGCACGAAGACGACAGUUGUUGCUCACAGAAGGGCCACAUUUAUAUUAUGUUGAUCCUGUCAACAAGGUCCUGAAAGGUGAAAUUCCAUGGUCACAAGAACUCCGACCAGAAGCCAAGAAUUUUAAAACUUUCUUUGUCCAUACGCCUAACAGGACAUAUUACCUGAUGGAUCCAAGCGGGAAUGCUCACAAGUGGUGCAGAAAGAUCCAGGAGGUUUGGAGGCAGCGAUACCAGAGCCACCCGGACGCCACUGUGCAGUGACACAGCCUGCGGCCGGGCUGCCCCUUGCUGCCAGGACACCUGCCCCAGUGCGGCUCGGCCGCCACCCAGGACUCUUCCAGACCACCUGCCGGCCAUCUCAAGGAGAACACAGAAGGCAGAAACCUUGCAGCUUUUUUUAUUUAAAAGAAGAAGAAGAAGAGAAAAAAAAAAAAAAAACAAUCACAUAGAGAACAAAACCAAUAACAAACAGGAAUUCAGGGUCACUUUGCUUGUUCCCUGUGCUCUGUGGAGGCUCCCACAUGCUCUUGUGAUCAGGGGGACCCCGCCCCAUGCACGGCAGCCCAGUUCCCAACCAGACCAGUGGCCAGACUUGGUGUCACUAGCUCCUCCCAACAUCUGUUGGAACCAUGCACCUGCCUCCACCCCGCCCUACCUGCCAUGCACUACUACUGCUGUGGCCAAGGAACCUGGUGUGUCAUCCUAUUGUUGGCUGGUAUCCCCCUCCUUUCACCCAGGAGCCUCUGCAUACCUCUGUUGGGUCAGCCACCAGCUCUCUGGGCAUUGGCUUUUUUAGCUUUGUGUGUGCGUGCGUGCGUGCACUGCCUUUCUUUUCUGUGUCUCUCCUGUAUGCUCCUCUUGUGCCUCCCGGAUUGGCUCUAGUGGCAAAAUAUCUACAGUCUUUGUCUCUGGCAGACAAACUGCUGAGGUCAGGAGGGGCCAGACUGCCACAGUUGAAGAGCACCCUUAACUUCCACCUUCUAGCAGUGUCCAUCAGUGGAACUGGAUACCAAGCCAAACUGACAGGAGGAAUGCUAUCAGUUACAGAAGCCUAGUUAGCACCUAGGUGGGUGUUUUCCUAAGAACACAAAGUCCUUCCCUGUAUGAGGAUGAGGCCAGAAGAUACCGCAGAGGAACCAGCCAGAGCAACCUGAGCUGAUGGCCACUAGGUAAAGGAUUGAGGCCUCUGGCCUUUCUGAGAGUCUGAAAAGGUUUAAAUGUAUAGCUCUCUGCCGAGUGAGGUGUGUGCUGAGAGAAAAUCAUGGUGUUUGCAGCCCUGGGGUGCUUUAGUCUCAUGGCUAGCCUCACAUGCUCCUUGUUUUUGUUGUGGCUAAACCCUUCUCAAAUUUAACUCAGUUUCUGUUUCUGUGUAGAACGAAACACGUCACAUUGGCUAGUCACCUGGUCCCAUAGGGUGGACUUUGCUUGGGAAAAAGUGUUACUCACUGUUGCCCGGAACUCAAGAAAACCCAUUAAAUCUGAGCCUGCCCAGUCUGGCAUCUUUUGCCAGUUUUAGGGCCUCUUCCUUUGAUGCUUUAGUGGGAGUGCUCUGCUUUAUAAUACAACCUAGGAUGUGUCAGUUCCUUACUUUGCUUUAUUAUUCUUAGGAAGAGUGCUCUAGAGGAGUCCAGUUGUGCCUCGUCCUGCAUAGGUAGCCCCUAGAAUGGCCAUUAAUCCCUCAGGGAGAGGAGCAGGUACCUGCCUUUCCAAUCUACCCACAGAUAUGUCUCUGACUGCCAUGUCCCCAAGGCAAGAACAACUUUGUCAUUUCUGUAGAUUUUUCACAAAGGCACCAGCAAAAGGCUCACACAGAAAAGAUCCCUUCACCUCCUGUCUCCAAUGACCAUUGAUUACCCGGUGUCCUUGACCUGUUUAUUUCCCAAACUGGUUUAAUGAUAAAAAUGGCUUUUCUUAAGCUGGGGAGGGAUAUAGAUGUGGGUGUGCUAUUGUCCUGGGGCACAGACACUGGGUGGAAGCUGAGACUGCUCCCUAGGCUUUGCUAGCCAUUUCUGUUGAGUUUUAUUCAAACUAGCAUGUGUUAGGGCCCCACUGGCCCUGGGGCACUCUAGGGAGCAGGACCCAGCCCUGGCUCAUGGCCGCAUGGCCAGGCCCCUUUUCUCCUACGUUGUGGCAAGAUUUGCCCAUGUUGGGUGAGCCUCACCUGACCAUUUCUUGAAAAGCCUUACUCCUCUUGUUGCUGUCUUGCUCUCCUCAACAUGUCCCAUGUCUAUAUGUGCAGGGGCGGCUCCCUGACUCCCCUCCAUACACAAGCGCAGGGAAAGCAGUGUCCAAGGGCACCUGGCUACCAGGGAACAAAGGGACUGAGACUUUGCUUGAUAAGAGCACCAGGCUGGCCACAGGCAAGUGAGGUGAGUCUUCUGUUGACUCUUCUCUCUGGAGAGUGCCACUACCUCUGGGGCUUCACCAACAAGCACUGUCCUAACCUCUGGAGCUACAGAUGAAGACUCAGAGCCAGAGGCUGAGAUGAUAACUGUCCCUACCUGUGCUGUUAGCUGAGUCCUUUUUGGAUCAACUUUGUUUUCAUGCACAGUCUCCCUUUUGUUUGCUUUUUUUUUUGUACUGGGAAUCAAACUCGGGACCUCACGCUUGUCAGGCAGGUACU